This is a messenger RNA of Lagenorhynchus albirostris (white-beaked dolphin), 1606 nucleotides long. It is a transcript of the gene ERCC1, whose product is annotated as ERCC excision repair 1, endonuclease non-catalytic subunit. Gene Ontology annotation, biological process: nucleotide-excision repair; UV-damage excision repair; mitotic recombination. The transcript is spliced from 11 exons. Gene Ontology annotation, molecular function: single-stranded DNA binding; damaged DNA binding. The record is from RefSeq and is a predicted model, not a curated record. The coding region runs from base 495 to 1547 and encodes 350 amino acids. Lineage: Eukaryota; Metazoa; Chordata; Mammalia; Artiodactyla; Delphinidae. Gene Ontology annotation, cellular component: nucleus; nucleotide-excision repair factor 1 complex; ERCC4-ERCC1 complex.
GAGGAGCGCGGACACCCCACCGCCCCCAUCCGCACGAACACUUGGGUUCCUGGACGCUUGGAAGCCAGCGCGGCUCAGAAUAUUCCAGGACUAUCGGGACGCAUCCAACCGGGCUGCAUCCAACCGGGCUGCAUCCAACCGGGCUCAAGCGGCUGAGCGCCGACUUUUGGGCAGAGGCGCUGCGCCCUCUGGUGGCUCCUGUGGGGAUAGGCAGGGGCUGGGCCAAGACUUCACACACCCCCAGACCCCCAACCUCCGCCACACACCCAUUUUAUAAAUGAGGAAACUGAGGCCUGGAGAGGAACUGGAUUGCAUCAUGAAUUGCAAGCCCUGCCCAGAGCCCAGGCACACAAGAGGAGCUCAAUAAGAGCACUGAAAUCAAACUGCUCGGCAACGGGAGACGCUGAGGGCCAGAGGCGGGCAGCUCUCUCCAAACCCAAACCUCCGCAGUCCUCCAGAACCAUAGAGAGCUGCGCGAGGAACCGCCUCUCUCGAUGCUCUACGCCUUUGGGGAACGUCAGGAGCGGGCUGGAGGGCUAGAGAGGCCGGAAGUGCGACCAGCCUGGGGCUACGCUGGCCGCGCCGGCGGUGGGACGCCUCGAUCUCUCUCUUGUCUUUCCUUCGCGGCCCGGGGGCGAGGAGGCCCCCAGAAGGACCUUGCGAUGGACGAAGAGAGAGUGGAGAAGCCCGUUGGCCCACCCACAAGGAAGAAAUUCCUCAUUCCAGUGGACGAGGAUGAGGUCCCUCCUCCCGGGGCCAAGCCCUUAUUCAAAUCCACACGGAGCCUGCCCACUGUGGAGACCUCCCCCCAGCCGGCUCCUCAGACCUACGCCGAGUACGCCAUCUCAGGACCUCCAGGAGGGCCUGGAGGCACACGCCCCAUAGGGCCGGAACCCCUGGCAGGAGAGACCCCCAACCAGGCCCCCAAACCAGGAGCAAAAUCCAACAGCAUCAUUGUGAGCCCCCGGCAGAGGGGCAACCCCGUGCUGAGGUUUGUGCGCAACGUGCCCUGGGAGUUUGGCGAUGUGCUUCCCGAUUACGUGCUGGGCCAGAGCACCUGUGCCCUCUUCCUCAGCCUCCGUUACCACAGCCUCCACCCAGACUACAUCCAUGGGCGGCUGCAGAGCCUGGGGAAGAGCUUCGCCCUGCGGGUCCUGCUCGUCCAGGUGGAUGUGAAAGACCCUCAGCAGGCCCUCAAGGAACUGGCUAAGAUGUGCAUCCUGGCCGACUGCACCCUGAUCCUCGCCUGGAGCCCUGAGGAGGCCGGGCGGUACCUGGAGACAUACAAGGCUUACGAACAGAAGCCGGCGGACCUCCUGAUGGAAAAGCUGGAGCAGGACUUCGUCUCCCGGGUGACUGAAUGUCUGACCACCGUGAAGUCAGUCAACAAAACGGACAGUCAGACCCUCCUGACUACUUUUGGGUCUCUGGAACAGCUCAUAGCUGCAUCGCGGGAAGAUCUGGCCUUGUGCCCAGGCCUGGGGCCCCAGAAGGCUCGAAGGUUGUUUGAUGUCUUACACGAGCCCUUCUUGAAAGUGCCCCGAUGACCUCUGCUGCCAAGGAGGCCCUUGGUGUAACAAUAAAGCACUUUCCUGGUCCAGGCUCA